AUGACCUCAGGUUCCACAGCCGUGUCCAUGGGUCAGGUGCCACCUGGGAAAGGUGUCCUGAGCGUGGACAAGCAGCCAGGCCGCCAGACAGCCCGGGACGGGAAGGAGCGCGGAGGGCGCGGCGGAGCGCGGCGGCACCGCGAGGGCGUGGCCAGGAUGCUGGAGGAGGCGGCGGCGGCCGGCCCCGAGGCCCCGCGCGCGGGCGCGGGCCACGCGCAGCGCGUGCUGCAGACCCUCAACGCGGACCGGCGGACGGGCCCGCUCACGGACGUGGUGCUGCGCGCCGGCGGCCGCGACUUCCCGUGCCACCGCGCGGCGCUGGGCGCGGCCGGGCGGCCCGAGCGCGGGGGCCCGGCCGUGCUGGCCGCGGCGCCCGAGGCGUCGGCGGCCGCCGCGCUGGCCGUGCUGCUGGACUACGUGCACGGCGCGGGCGUGCGGCUGCGCGCCGAGGACGAGGCGGCCGCCGUGCCGGCGCUGGCCGCGCGGCUGGGCGUGGCGGGGCCGCGCGAGGCGUGCGCGCGCUUCCUCGAGGGCCGCCUGCGCGCCGCCUCCUCGCUGGCGCCGCUGGCCGAGCGCUGCGGCCGCGUGCUGCGCCGGUCGUUCGCCGAGGUGGCGCGCCACGCCGACUUCCUGGCGCUGGCGCCCGACGAGGUGGCCGCGCUGCUGGCCGACCCGUCGCUGGGCGUGGCGCGCGAGGAGGCCGUGUUCGAGGCGGCGAUGCGCUGGGUGCGCCACGACGCCCCCGGCCGCCGCGGGCAGCUGCGGCGCCUGCUGGAGCACGUGCGGCUGCCCUUGCUGGCGCCCGCCUACUUCCUGCAGAAGGUGGAGGCCGACGAGCUGCUGCAGGCCUGCGCCGAGUGCCGCCCGCUGCUGCUCGAGGCCCGCACCUGCUUCAUCCUGGGCCGCGAGGCCGGCGCGCUGCGGGCGAGGCCCAGGAGGUUCAUGGACCAGGCUGAAGUGAUCGUGAUCAUCGGCGGGUGUGACCGAAAGGGACUCCUGUCGCUGCCCUUUGCCGACGCCUACCACCCGGAGAGCAGACGCUGGACCGCCCUGCCUAGUCUGCCAGGCUACACGCGCUCCGAGUUCGCCGCCUGCGCGCUCCGCAACGACGUCUACGUUUCCGGAGGCCACAUCCACAGCCGCGAUGUGUGGAUGUUCAGCUCCCAUCUGCACACCUGGAUCAAGGUGGCCUCGCUGCACAAGGGCAGGUGGAGGCACAAGAUGGCAGCCGUGCAGGGGCAGCUGUUCGCGGUGGGCGGCUUCGACGGCCUGCAGCGCCUGCAUAGUGUGGAGCGCUACGACCCCUUCUCCAACACCUGGGUGGCCGCGGCGCCCCUCCUGGAGCCGGUGAGCUCGGCGGCCGUGACCCCCUGCAACGGCCAGCUCUACGUGAUCGGGGGCGCGGGGCAGGACGGCGUCAGCACCGACAAGGUACAGUGCUUCGACCCCAAGAAGGGCCGGUGGAGCCUGCGGUCACCUGCGCCCUUCUCACAGCGCUGUCUGGAGGCCGUAUCCCUCGAGGACACCAUCUACGUGGUGGGGGGCCUGAUGAGCAAAAUCUUCGCCUACCAUCCUGGCACGGAUGUCUGGGGGGAGGUGGCUCAACUCCCCGGCCCUGUGGAGAGCUGCGGUGUGACUGUGUGUGAUGGAAAGGUGCAUAUCCUUGGUGGGCGUGACGAGCACGGGGACAGCACCGACAGGGGCUUCACCUUUGACCCCAGCAGCGGGCAGGUGGAGGCCCGGCUGUGUCUGCAGCGCUGCACCAGCUCCCAUGGCUGUGUCACCAUCAUCCAGAGCCUGAGCAGGUGACUCCGAUCUGAGCCAGGAGGUGGACAGCUCGGCGCCCUGCUCCCCUGUG
Messenger RNA from Sorex fumeus (smoky shrew), 1858 nucleotides. It is a transcript of the gene KLHL35, whose product is annotated as kelch like family member 35. Lineage: Eukaryota; Metazoa; Chordata; Mammalia; Eulipotyphla; Soricidae. Gene Ontology annotation, molecular function: protein binding. Bases 1 to 1809 code for a protein of 602 amino acids. The record is from RefSeq and is a predicted model, not a curated record. The transcript is spliced from 8 exons.